CAGAGUAAUAUCGACAAUGGUCGUCCAAAAAUUCCUCACCACUUGAAAUCCAAGGGAGGGAAAUAAAGAGCAACUGCUCGUCGAUAGAGUAAAUGCUAUUCAGAAAGAGAAUAGGAUUCUGCUCAAAAAGAUGCUUACCAUUGAUCUAAAGCCUGGGAAAUAUAAUCCUCAGAGGAUAAAAAUGUAUACAACCCCUUCUUCUUACAGUCUGAAUCGGAAUAAAAGGAUUAGGGAGUUAACAAGAGUCACUCAUGAAAAUAAAAUGCUCCUUCAAAGACUUCAAAGCGCUCAGAGUAUUUAUGAUCAUACAAAAAUUCCAGUUCAAAAGUUCCCCAAACCAUGCUUUAGAGCAACCAAUGAGCCAAGAAUCAUGAGCGCAGUCGGAGGAAGGACCUUUGGAUAUCAGACUAUGCCCAUAAAGCAGAGAAGAGCAAAAUCUAGUUAUGCAGUUGCUAGAAGAACAAAGAAGAAAAAGAAAAGAGUCAUGACUGCUGGAUAUGGAGGUCGCAAGAGAUCUGCUGUCAGGAAAGCUGACCAAGCAGCCCGUCCUAUUACAGCUAAAGGCCCAAACAUUGGAAGAAGGAAUAAAAGUUCUAACCCUAACAAUCAAGAAGAGGAGGAUAAUGGCUUUAGACCUGAAACUGUACCGUUCACUAAUAUUGGACCUCUAGGGGCAACUGAACCUCAAGAUGGGGAUGAUAAAAUAAAACAAGAAAUCACCAGAGAAGUUACAGGUGAAAGAGAAGAAGUUGAAGUUUCCAAGGAAUCAGAGCACGAAGAAAAACCUGUAGAAGAUAAAUAUCAUGAGAAAGAAAAACAACUAGAUAACUUAUCCGAUGAAGCUUCUAAUAACCAUGAUAACGAAAAAUCUAGUAACAAAGAAAUCAUAAAAGAGACAGAAGAGAAUCAAGAAAGCAAUAAAUCUGUGAGUUCUAAAGCCAAAGCUCCAGAAGAGCCUGCUCCAAAACACGAAUCAGGCCCACCUUCUCCAAAGAACCAAGAACCUUCUCAUGACUCUCAACAAAAGCUAGCACCUUUGCCAGAAUCACCAAAGGCAGAUCCUGCUCCUGAGCCAAGUCCUGCAGAUCAUCAUAAUAAAGAAGCAGAGCAGCAAUCUUAAUUAAUAUACCCAAUAACUAGUUUUUAAGAA
Molecule: messenger RNA, 1150 nt
Organism: Moneuplotes crassus
Lineage: Eukaryota; Ciliophora; Spirotrichea; Euplotida; Euplotidae
Source: the annotation of a GenBank genome assembly